This is a messenger RNA of Aedes albopictus (Asian tiger mosquito), 1172 nucleotides long. It is a transcript of the gene bou, whose product is annotated as U-scoloptoxin(05)-Sm1a. The coding region runs from base 473 to 898 and encodes 141 amino acids. The transcript has 3 exons. NCBI's taxonomy places the organism in Eukaryota, Metazoa, Arthropoda, Insecta, Diptera, Culicidae. The record is from RefSeq and is a predicted model, not a curated record. Gene Ontology annotation, biological process: regulation of synaptic transmission, cholinergic; positive regulation of voltage-gated potassium channel activity; sleep.
UUGCGAUGGUGAUUCAGUCUGCGGGUUUGUUUUGGUCCGUUCGCACGUGUGUAUGGUGGAAGGUGUGCACGGUGCAAUCAGCAAGCAUAGUGUCUUGCCUGACUAGACGGUACGCGGUCGUCUCGGUGGUAAUGUUGAAUCAAACGUAUUUUACUGGUAUUUGUAAUAUGAUCGCCAGUGUAGGUGUGCUUUGAAAUCAAACAGAACUAAGGUGGUGAUCUUGCACGAUCAAGUGGAUUACUAAAUCGAAAUUAUCGGAAUUUUGGACAUGUUAAAGUAAAUUUAAAUUUAACCGUCGUGAACUGUGUGCAACAAGGGGAACGAAGUUGUUGGAGUGAUCUACAAGAACGUCAGAGAAGGCCUAAUUACAGACGGAUUAAGAUCUGGUGUCGAUCACAAUACCAAACACGCCCCAAAAAGGUGGAUCGACAACAUAGCUCAUCGGAUAGGAUAUAACAACGCUCAACGAAACAUGAAUCGUCUACUAGUCGGAGCCCUAAUUGGGGUGGCGCUUUUUAGAACCGCGCUAGGGAUCCUGUGCUAUCAGUGCUCGUCGGCCCACUCGAUGUACUGUUCCGAUAUGUUGGUGGCGGACGAGGCGUCUCCAUUCAAGCCGGAACCGUGUGACCACGUGUUCGAGGCGGAGUACUGUGUCAAAUCGACGGCCAUGCACGGUGGCAUCGGGGCCAAGCGGUACUGCUCGUCGCGCGAUCUGGGUAACUACUGCAACUACGUGCGCAAUCCGGGCGACCAGAUCGAGUACCGGUCGUGCAUCUUCACCUGCGAUACCGACGGCUGCAACGGUGCUUCCAGUGUGUUCAGCUUCCAGAGGCAGCUCACGCUUGGGGUGGUGUUUGGAACGGCGGUGGCGUUCUGGACACGGUUUGCCAGGCAGUAGUGGGACGACGUGGUGCCAGAAGGAGGAAUGACCGCCAUAUCUCUUGAAUUCGGGUCCCGUUGCUCUACCUAAGUUUGCAUUUCAUACACGUUCAUCGUGUAGCUUUUCUGAGUUUAGUCUAUGAUAAGUUUAACGAACAUUCCGUCCUGACUUGGUUCUGCUAAUACUGAAUCUUAAAUCUAAGCCGUCCGCGAAAUAGUUUCUAGUAGAUGACAAACCUCUUUUAUUGUGUACAUCGAGAUAUUGAGUUUAGUGUAUGAUUAUAGAUGGACAA